UAUAUAUUUACUUAUAUUGUAUUAUACUUUAUAUAAUAUUCUGGCCACUCCGUAUGUCAAACAUUGAUGUUUUUAAGUUCGAUACUUUACCUUUAGCCCUGGGUGUCGGUGUGCCCCUCCAAAUUUUUGAAAGAAUUUUUUACUUUCGGAAGAUUGAAUAAAAUUGAAGUUUUUCGGGUUUUUUUCUUUUCGAUAGAUACGACGAGAAGUUUUGAAAGGAAAUCGAGUGAAAGGCCGGGCUGAAGAUCCUAUGGCAGAGAUGAGUGGAACAAUCAACAAACCUGCCCCGGGCGAACAUGCGUGAACCGCCAUUUUGCUUUACACCGUCGAACCGAGACCGGUCCGACUUCUGACUCUCUUAAACCCGGUUCUAGCUCAUUUCAUCCAAUUUCAAGAUGCCUUUUCACUUGUUCAACGUUCUCCAGGGUCACAGCAAAGACGUGAGGGCCGUCUCGGUCACUCCGGAAGGUUCGAUCUUAUCCGGUAGCCGGGACCUCCUCGCCAAACUCUGGACCCCCGCCGGGACAGAUGGGUUUGUACACUCGGCGACAUACAAAGGACACGAAGAGUACAUUACAUGUGUUCAGAGUAUUCCACCUUCAGAAGCUUUUCCAAGAGGCCUUUAUGUUACUGGUGGCUAUGACAGAAAAAUCCUAAUCUUUAACCCAGAAACUGAAGAAGUGAUUAUAACGCUUGAAGGACACACAAGUGCAGUUACCAGUAUUUUUGCCGUGAAAAAUGAUUGCAUCCUCACAUCGUCCAGCGAUGGCACGGCGAAAAUGUGGAAUAUCUACGCAAGGGUUGCCAAAGUCACGUUCACGGGGCACGACCUUCCUGUUUGGUCUGUGAUCUAUCUAACUGCCGGUUUCAUCGUCACAGGAUGUGCAGACAAGAUUGUAAGAGUCUUCAAAAAAGAUGGAACGAUUAGCUGUAGUCUUGAAGGCCAUACUGACUGUGUACGGGCUUUGGCACCACUCAAUGAUUCUGUUCAAUUCCUUUCGUGUGGAAAUGAUGGCAUUGUUAGACGAUGGAGUGCAUACAAUGAUGGUUGCUUACAGGCCUACCAUGGUCAUAGUAAUUCAAUAUAUGCGAUUGUUACAUCCUUGGAUAAUACGUUUUUUGUAACUGCUGGUGAAGACAGUCAGCUAAUUUUAUGGACAAAUAUUUUUGCUGAGCCAAAUAUUGAACAGAUUGAACACCCGUCUCAAACCAUUUGGGAUGUUGCAAUUUUACCAAACAACGACAUCGUGACAGGUGCUAGUGAUGGAAAUAUUCGUAUAUUUUCUCAAGACGAUGAACGAAUGGCAAGCGUUGAAGUGAUGGCGGCCUUCGUCAAAGAAUGCGAGGAGGCCAAAAAUGUAGCCAAUUUAAAUGAAACUACAAGAAUGGACACCAGGGAGUCUAAUGAAGUCAAAGGUGAUGGAGGGGCUAAACAGACUUCUGAUUUUGUUUUCUUUGUCGAUGUUGAAGAUGGCAAGCCGCCUCUUAAACUAUACUACAACAAAGGAGAUGACGAAUACGAGUCGGCUAAGAAAUUCAUAGACCAAAACAACCUUUCAUACGCUUAUCUUCAACAAAUUGUCGAUUUUAUCCGGCAAAACACACCACAGACUUCAACAAAACCAAGUGAACCGUAUAUUGACCCGUUUACAGGUGGGUCAAGAUACAUUCCAGGUGGAGACAGAGACGAUCAAUCUACUGGGAAAGAUUCUAGUAACAGCAGUGUUGAGCCUUUAUCAAAGAGUAUUUUCCCCCAAAAAGAGUAUGUCCUUUUUGAAGUCGCCAAUAUUCCAAAAAUCCAAGAUAAAAUACUUGAACUGUGUCCCAAAACAGCUACUGGGGAAAUUGAUUCAGACAGGAUAAACACAAUUAUCACGCUUGGGACGACUAAUGUUAAACCUUCCUCUGACGCUCUGCAUAUUUUGAUGGACAUGAUGCACUGGCCAGAAGGAAAUGUAUUUCCCGUUCUGGACAUAACUCGUCUGGCUAUAAGAAAAGAUGUUAUAAACCAUAAAUUGUGUUCAAAUGAAUUCGGGCCAAAGUUAAUGAAGAACAUACUGGGAUAUAUGGCUCCGUCGAGUUUACCAGUAAAUAAAAUGCUUGCUAUAAGGGUUAUAUGCAAUAUGAUGUCUCAACCCUCAGGUGAAGAAUUGUACGCAAAAAAUAAAGAUGACAUAUUUAGCCUUUUGAGGACAUCUGUAAUCGAAGGAACCAAUUUUAACAAGCCAUUGCAGGUUGCUGCUGCAACUUUACUGUUAAACUCAAGUGUUUACUUCACCAAGAAGAACGACCCUAAUGAAAUUAGAGAUUGUUUGGUUUAUGUGCAAGAUCUGUUGAAUUUUUUCAAAGACGAAGAGGCAAUAUUCAGAGCCGUCGUGUCGUUAGGCACGUUGUACUGCUAUAGCAAAGAUUCGUUGAUAUCGUCAAUGACGUUGAACUUCUUGACAUCCCAGAUUUCUCAGUCUAAAGUAGAAAAGGUGGUAACGGCAUGUAAGUAUAUCUUGAACCAAUGGGAAUCUGUAAAUAAGAACGUUUAAAAAGUCAUUGUGUUUUAUUCUUAUUUGAAAAGUUAUACCAAUAAUUUAUUAAUAAACUCAAAUGGAAAUAACGUGUGAUAACACAUUUAUAUUAAAACUAUUUCCAGAGAAUUAGAAUAUUCACAAUUAAUCUGAAUCUCUUGAGUAUAAUUAUAAACGA
Molecule: messenger RNA, 2697 nt
Organism: Cimex lectularius (bed bug)
Lineage: Eukaryota; Metazoa; Arthropoda; Insecta; Hemiptera; Cimicidae
Gene: Plap
Product: phospholipase A-2-activating protein
Exons: 12
Coding region: 396-2537 (713 amino acids)
Biological process (GO): proteasome-mediated ubiquitin-dependent protein catabolic process; ubiquitin recycling
Cellular component (GO): nucleus; cytoplasm
Molecular function (GO): ubiquitin binding
Source: RefSeq, a predicted model, not a curated record